CAUUUCCUGGUCCGACCACAAGCACACCAGCUUUCGUGACCUGCUUUCCGCUACUCCUUAAGGCCGUGGCGAUGCCAGCACAUUCUGGCGAGGGGAGGGUCAGCACUGGGGUCCCGCAGCGGUGGGCAGUAAGCUCCGGGCGGCGGGAGCAGAGCGCAGCGGGCCGGGCAGGGAGCGCGGCGGCGCUGGCGGAGCUUGGAUGGCGCGGAGGCGGCGGAGGAGGAGCGGGCGGCACAGCGAUAGCGCUGACGGGCAGCGGCAGCCGCUCUUUGUCCCCUCCCCUCCCCUCCCCGGCGCGCCCAGCCCAGGCGGCAGCGCGGAGCGGAGCGGGCCGGCCUGGGGAUUCCCUCCCCGCGCCGCCGAGGUCGCCAUCUUCACCCCCGAGCUCGCCUCGGACGCUGCCGGCAGGGCUCCCGGGGAGCCGCCGGGAGCCUGCGCCGCGCCUUCCCGCUGCAUGUGAUCGGCGGGCGGUAGCGGCCUCCUCCGCGGAUCUCGGCUGCGUCCUCCUCCGCCCCCGGCGCGGCGGGGAGGGGGCGCGGGGCGCCCGGCAGCGGGAGACGGAGGUGCCGGGGCGCGGCGGGCACACAAAGGAGCGGGCGCCGCCGUGGGCAGCGGAGAACGUUCCAGGAGAACGUGAGGCCCUGUGACAUUUAACUCUAAAGCUGGAUAUGCAUUAAACUUUUCUCAUCGCUCUCUAGAAUUGGGGAUAUCUUCAUUGAAUAACUUGCUGCUUAAAGAAAGUAACAGAAGUUGGGAAAUUCAGGUUCACGUAACGCUAGGGACCAAAGAAGCAUUCGUAGUAUUUCUCUGGUGCUGGGAUCAACCUUCUGGAAGAAGACUCUAAAAUAACUUUUUGCCUUCAAGUUCUUUGUCCUGGGACUGACUUGUCUUUGGAGAAGAGCUCAUCAGAAAAGAGAAUUUUCACAUUGGAGCCAUUAAAAAUAAACCUGUUCAAAGAACAGGCAGACUUAAAAAGGUUGAGUCCUGCUUUUCAUCUGUGUUCCCACUUCAGACUGUAAACAAUGAGUGAGUUUUGGUUGUGUUUCAACUGCUGUAUUGCAGAACAGCCUCAGCCUAAAAGACGACGGCGGAUUGAUCGAAGCAUGAUUGGGGAGCCGACAAACUUUGUUCACACAGCUCAUGUAGGAUCUGGAGACCUAUUCAGUGGAAUGAAUUCAGUCAGCUCAAUUCAGAAUCAGAUGCAAUCCAAAGGAGGCUAUGGAGGUGGCAUAUCUGCAAAUGUUCAAAUGCAGCUCGUAGAUACAAAGGCAGGAUAACCUUGGGGAUAACUUUCCUGUUUAUGUGAGUUCCUGUAUCUUCUUUCCUGUGUCCUCUCUUUUGCCUUGGUGACUGCUUUCUGUGCUCAUGACAAGAGAAGUGAUGGCUCAUUGUUCACCCUUCGUGAUUAGUCCAGUGAAAAGUUGCUGUUCUGCUCUGAUGAUGCCACUUAUCAGAUUGGUCUGACUGUGCCUUUCAGUGGCAUGCACGCAUUGGCCUCUACCAGUAUCAUGGAUGUAGAGCUGUUUAGGAUUGUUUGUCACUUUUUAGUUGUUCUAAGGCACAUUACAGCUCCAAUCUUAGCUUUCCUCAUUCCUCAGAAAUACUAAUGCACAACAUUCUGUUGCUUUUUAGUCUUUUAAUAUUUUCUCCAUUCAAAUAGUUUAGAACUGAAUGAGUUUCCACUAGUGUCUUCAAUUACCUAAUGUUCACUGAAUUUUUGAAAGGUCUGAGACCUGCAAGCACAAAUAAUUAUUUCGUACAAAAUCAACAGAGUAGAUGACCGCAUGCUUUGUGAUGUUACUUUUUAUGGUGGCCUUCUUGGUGCUAAAAGAAAAAAAAAAAUUACUUACUGCAGAUGUGAAAAAUUUUGCUGUGGCACCAAGUCAUGCCUGUUUCUGAAAAAGGACUUGUAAUUUAGCUGCUUCAGUCAUGUCUUUAUUUUAGUUUUUAUCCCAUUGGUCUUGAAAUAAUAAAGAGAGAGCUUGCUUUCAUGAGGCAUUUGUUGUAAAUGUUCGGUAUAUUUAUUUUGAAAGAGCUGACGUUGAGACUGUAAACCAGUGUAGUACUAUAUCUAAGUGUUGUGGAAUGGCUUUAGUCUAUUUACACAGAAGAGCAACAUGUUUGGCUGCUUCUUUUUCUUUCUACAAUUUUCCUUAAUUUCAACCUGUAUAGUCAUUUCCAGUAGCAGCAUGUCAGACUACCUGCAAUAUUGGCUGAAAAGUUUAGUAGACCUUUCUAAGUAUUUGGCAGUUUCUGUGUACUAAAUAUUUAGGGCCGUGGAAGUUGCCAAGAGCGACAUACUAAUCUGGCAGAACAGGUGCCAAUGAAAACAACAUACAGGGUGACUUUUUACUGUCAGUAAAAUGCCUUUUGCUCAGGUUCCAAAGCAUGUUUCUUUCACAUGUUGUGAAACUGCAUUUUAAUAUUGCACUGUUUUCAGAUUAUCUCUGUAAAUGGUCCCUUUUUUUGCUUCUUGCUGGUGGUUUUAAAGAAGUCAAUUAUUUGAGACCUGGUUACAUUAGAUUUUUAUGAGGGAAAAAGACUCAAACCAUCUAAACAAAUACGGCAUAACUGAUCCUAAUCAAAUCCAUUUCUAUAUGCAAAUACACAUGUAGACUACUGUCAUAAAUAAUUCUUUACUCUCUUUCUAUCCUUUCCCUGAUUUCACAUUGCAACAGCUCUUUGGUUUAUUUAAGUAUCUAUGAACCUACCUAAGCUUCUCUCUCUGUUUGUAAACAACACAUAAAAUAAACAGCUGUGGAGGUAGUUUGCCUUCCUAGGUUGUAUUUCAGUGGUAGUUGUCACUUACCUGGUUGAAUAGUUCAAAGUAGGUUGGAUAGUGUUCACCGAUAAAGAUUCUGAUUCCUGAUGAGAUGUUCAAUUGUCUGGAUGGAUAAGUACAUGGCAGUGCAGUGAUACAUAUAUUUUUUUUAGGGGUUAGCAUUUCCAAUGCCAUUUUAACAAUGACUCUUAAAUAUACUACAAAACUAUUAUAAAAUUAUUUGAUCUUUGUUAUUGGUAAUAGCAGCUUAAAUUUGCUUGCCAAACCUAUCUUGCACUUGCCAAAAUGUUUUCAGCUCAAUAGCCAGGAAAAAAAAUUGACAUAUUUUUAUAACAGACAUACUUUUUUUGUACAUUGUGUUCAUUCUUGAAUAAAGUCAGUUCAGUGUUGGCUUGUAGAUAUUAAAAGGAAAGUAUUGACUUUGAUUCAAUAAAUGUUUUCUUUCAGUUGGUGGCCUACCCUUUUUCCUUUCCAUAAAUUAUAUUUGCAUUAGAAAAACACUUUAAUCUUACAGACAUAUUUGUGGUGAAAAGAGUAACCUAUUAGUAUCAAUAAAUAAAUUGCAGGCUUGAGUUUUUUUGUGGCACUUGACCCUUUUGUUGCCAAAUGGAAUAACCCAUAAUUUUAUCAGUAUUAUUGUUGCAUUGAUUUAACAUGUAUGCCAGAGUCUUCUGCAAGGAAGGGAGAGUGUCCUAAAUAUACUUUUGAAAUCUUUCCUUUUGACUGCAACUCAUAUGUGUGUUACUUUCCUGAUUGUGCUGCAGAUUACUAUGGUGGUCAGUAAAAGACUUGUCACCAUAAUAUGCUCUUCUGCAUUAAAAGUACCUGCAAGGCACAGUAUUGCCUACUCUCUGUUGGGGUCAAUUAAUUUUUAUAUUUGACACUCUCAAAGUUUAUUCAUUAAGCACUAACUUAAUGCUUUAAAUUUCAUGCUAAAUUCUUCUAAAGACUGAUAAUGAAUUCAUUAGCUCAUGCCAAGUCCAUUAAAUUGCUAGUUGAGGGUAAAAAAGGCAGGUAGAAGGAAAUAAGGUUCUAAAGUAAAAUAAAGAUUGAGAUAAAUCCAUGCUAUACCAAUCAGCUAAAGGGUUCUUAUUUUUUUUUAAUGCUGAGGUUAUAGAAACUUAAAACUGUCUACAAAGGUAUGUUUUGAAGACCAAAUGUUCCACUCUGUGUGCAUAUUCAGUGACUGACAUUAAAAAUUCUGCCAGUAAUUACUAGGAUUACUUCAAAGGCACACCCGUGAAACUGAUUGGGACUGGUCCCAUCUGCUUACCUUUACAGUCCAUCCUAGCUCUGACACUGAUUCAGCAGCUAACUCGUGGAUACUAACCUCUAGGAAAGGUUGUAUAACCACACUGGUUAGUUUCAACCUGGAUCAGUUUCCUAAUGCUUAUUCAGAGUAAGCAUGGGAGCAUGGGAGUGAAUGUCAUGGGAUCAGAGAUAAUCUGUUACAGGGAACAUUGAUAAUUUGGCCAUAGAAAGACAUUAAAUUGGUGGUUGGAGUUAAACCACCCAAAACAACAAACACAAAAAACAACAGCAAACCAACAAGAAACAAAAAAAACCAAAAAAAACCACAAAAAAAAAA
Motacilla alba alba is the source of this 4370-nucleotide messenger RNA. It is a transcript of the gene CDC42SE2, whose product is annotated as CDC42 small effector 2. Lineage: Eukaryota; Metazoa; Chordata; Aves; Passeriformes; Motacillidae. The transcript has 7 exons. Gene Ontology annotation, cellular component: plasma membrane. Gene Ontology annotation, molecular function: small GTPase binding. The record is from RefSeq and is a predicted model, not a curated record. Gene Ontology annotation, biological process: regulation of Rho protein signal transduction. The coding region runs from base 1023 to 1277 and encodes 84 amino acids.